Molecule: messenger RNA, 1211 nt
Organism: Armigeres subalbatus
Lineage: Eukaryota; Metazoa; Arthropoda; Insecta; Diptera; Culicidae
Product: surfeit locus protein 6 homolog
Exons: 5
Coding region: 16-1161 (381 amino acids)
Biological process (GO): ribosomal large subunit biogenesis; ribosomal small subunit biogenesis
Cellular component (GO): nucleolus
Molecular function (GO): RNA binding; DNA binding
Source: RefSeq, a predicted model, not a curated record
UGCUCGCGACCGAUAAUGAUGCUCUCACAAUCUACGCACAUAACUCUUCAAAUUGUUGUUUGCACUUCAUUUUGGGUAGAUGAGUUUAACCGUGUACAAUUUAAAAUUGGUACUUUUUUUAUUCAUAAAUGUGUUUUUAAGAUUCACCGUGUUUUUGAAAAAUAUCCGUGUUUGUUUACUUCGGAAUCGCUAGCUGCCCGCUACUACCACGUGUUAUUAGUUGAAAAUACAGUCAAGGAAGAUACAUUAGUAUUGAAAAACGGUCGGAAUAUAAUUGUUAAGAUGACGAUGAAAAAGGAUGAGCUGAUUCAACGGCUACGAGAUGUUAAUAACAGAUACAUGUAUCUACUGGAAGCCUUUCAAAUUCCUAGCAAAAACUCAGAAGACAUCGUUUGCAGUGAAUUCCUUCUAGACGAUGAAUCGAGUGGCAAUGUCCCAAGAUCGUUUUCAACAAUGCUCAACGAAGACACCGCAGCACAGCGAGAGGCUCGAUUAGAAGUCAUGCAAAAUAAAAUCAGCGCUAAAUACCUGCAUCGAAAAAGGAAGCAACCCACCGAAGGCAAAGCCGCACGAAAGCAGUUGCUAAAGAGAAAGAACGUCGCCAAAUCUCUUCGAAAAGCUCAAGAAAUAGAACAACGAGUGCACAAAUUCAAAGAAGAAAAAGAAGCGAAACCCAACCUACAGCAGACCAUCAAAAAAUCUGCCGCAGAUACAACGUUCAACGCGAUGGGUAAAAUUGUAUUUUCAAAAAUACAAUUCGACGAAAAUGACGUCUCUCGUAAAGGAAACGAAACGGACGUGAAGAAAUUACUUCGGAAAGCGCUGAACGAGAAGAAGGAAAUGAACGAGCUGAAACAGUCUGGAGAAACGGAGAAAUAUGCCGAGGUCAAGAACAAAAAGGCAUGGGAUCGUGCCACUGCCAAAACAAUGGGUCACAAGAUAAAAGAUGAUUUGGGACUGCUUUCAAAAAAACUUCAUAAGCGCAAACAGCAAAUUGCAAAGUCUAAGCAAGAAUGGGCACAACGUAAAGAAAAAAUUGAACACACGAAGAAUGCAAAACAGAAGAAGCGAACGGAGAAUAUCAAAGAACGUGCGGAUAAGAAGAAAAACAAGAAAAUGCAGAAACUUGCGAAAAAAGGCAGAAUUAUUCCAGGGUUUUAGUAAAUAAAUUUGGUUAUUAAAAAUAAAUGAUCUAAUGUUUCAGUUCUGUA